AAACAUCUUGGCAGAAUUUGCAAGGGUAACCUCACCACGUGCGUUUUGUAUUUGGCUUUGUUUACAGGUAAGCAAGGGUCUUUUCCCAUGAUUGUUUUCUUUCACAACAGAAACUUCGUCGCCAUCGUCGCCAUCGACUCCAAAGAACACGUCCACUCGUUGAUAUCUAUCAUACCCACCUUGCAAUGAAGUCAUUUGCUAUUCUGUCCUUAUUUAUUUCCGCUUCUUUGGCACAAUCUUCUUCCAGUUCAAAUCCAUUUAUUCCGUCAGGAAUCAGUCAAGGUUGUUCAGACUAUUUAGUUAGCCUGAACAGCAAUAGCAGCUUUGCCGCCUGCACAACCCCAAUCACAUCUGCGACAUCGCAGUUCGCACCGGGAGUUAACUCGAGCAGCAUUACCACGAGCACCAUCAACUCUGCAUUAAACAACCUCUGUUCGACAUCUGCGUUUGCUGCAUGCUCUGACAGCACUGUUCGCGCUCAGUUGAUGGCCUACUACUCGGCAUGCUCAGCAGAACUUACGACGAAUGUCAAUACCGAUGUCCUCAGGACUUAUGAUGUCCUCUAUGUCCUGACGCCACUCAGAGAAGCCAUAUGUUCAAAGUCUGAUAACGGGCAAUACUGUGUCACACAGCUGAACACCACGUCUGGUAGCUCUGCUACUGGAAAUGUGGCUUUGGUGACCUCCAGCAAGCAAGAGGCGCUGCAGCAAUACCUAUAUACAACGCCUAACAGCGGUGUUUCCGCACGUCGGGACGUCAGCAACACCACUACUGCGCUCAUUCCCAACACCACCACAUAUCAGGAUACCAACCUCGUGUUCCUCUUCCUUGAUUCCAAAAUGAAUACGACUCAACUCUGCACCACUUGCACACGCAACAUUCUCACAUCAUACAUCACGUUCGAGUCCAGUCUCCCGUACGCCCCAGGUCUGAACAACAGCUUGCUGCUCCGCGGCCAGCCUGCUCUCUACAAUGCCACCGUGUCAACUUGCCCUAGUGGCUUCCUGAGCGGCGCUGUUCAGGCCGCCGGUGGCCUGUCUAGCGGCGUUCUCAAGAGCAGCGCUCCCCAGUCAAUCCGUGCGGAUGUGUCGUUGCUUGUCAGCGCUAUUUUGGGUGCUGCAGGUCUCGCAAUCACAGCCUUCUGAUAGGUUUUACGUUAUGCAGGUUUGGUGGGACUCUCGUAUUUGAUAGUUGUGGAAUUUAGAUGAUUGUUAAUGGUGACUGGAACGGAACUGUCUUCUAUUAUACCUCUUGCGAUCCCUCUUUAGACAAAUACCCUCCAGGCAUCAUCGAUCAUCUACGAAGUUGUUUUGUCUUCUUUUCUUUCACCUUUUGAUCCGUGUGGGCAUGGUAUGCUUGGAAUCAUUUCAGUCGUGUCGCCCGGUAACGAGUCGACUCAAUAAUACCAACGUACUCAUCUCAUUAAUUGAUACAAUCAGAUUGUUGGCUGCGCCGAUUAUUUUCAUGUAGAAUCCAGUUAUUGAGGCCCUCAUUUAACCCACGAGGGCUUCCAGUUGUCGAGCCUUGACUGUAACUUACAGCUGUUAUUUCUAAUGUGACCCCUUGUGUUGGAUUGUUCGAAAUAGACAGGCGUUAAUGCUGGCGCGAAAACCGCCAAGAGCUC
Molecule: messenger RNA, 1624 nt
Organism: Suillus clintonianus
Lineage: Eukaryota; Fungi; Basidiomycota; Agaricomycetes; Boletales; Suillaceae
Exons: 2
Coding region: 186-1145 (319 amino acids)
Source: RefSeq, a predicted model, not a curated record